UCAACUUUAAUUUUCAUGACCCACGAAUGUGGCGCAAAACUAUGUCGUAUGCAUUUGCUCUUGAGGAAAUAGUCCAGCAAGAUAAUAACUACACAAACUAUGACGGUGACGAAUCGGAAGAAACAAUGCGAUGUCCGUACGUCGUAUAUGUCCAUCGGAAGCAAUUUAAUUAACAAGCGAAACGCCGUAGAGUCCAAAUUUUCCACAUCUCCAAAUUCAUGCUGCACAAAAAAGGUUUGUGAAGAUUAUGAUCCCAUGACACCAGAGGAUUCAAUUGCUUCAUGGUUAGAUGCGGAAGACAGUUUUCAAGAUACCAAUUUUCUAGAUGAAACGCAACGCAUACUUCACAAUGAAGAAGACUUUUCUGAUGCAUGUCACGAUCGAUUACGUUCUGAAUAUGAACAAUGGAAACGAAUUCCACACUUAAGAAUAAUUGGAAAACGAAUUGAAUAUUCACGGGAAAAUAUUACGGAGGAUGAUAAAAAAAAAUACCAGGCUCGCAGUAAACCAUCAACCGCUAACAACAGGGAUUUAGAUUUAUUGCGUAAUCAGGUCAUAAAGAUUAUGACGGAAAUUUUAUGGCAACGAAUACUAGACAAAACUAACACCAAAAAAGUGUGCCAAAGUCAAUCUAUGUUAGAAUCUCAACAAAAUUCUUCUGGUCGAAUAGAAUCUGCAUUAAUUGUUUCGUCGAUAUUGCCGACUAACAAACCGUCAAUAAUGUUUAAAUCCCGUUCAAAUUUAGAAGCGAUUAGCCAAAGUGAACUUAUAUACCAACAGCAAAAUAACAAAGAAUAUAAAAAAAAAACAUGGCCAAAAAACAACGUCAGUACUUUACCACCUAUCGAAACCCAUCGAAUGAAGAUAGUAGAAAAAAACAAACGUUGGUUUUCGGCCGUUAGCACAUCUGGUAGAAACCACGUAUUACUGAGACCAGUGACUUCAGUAGCGACUCACGUCAACACUUCGAUUAACGUGUGUUUUAACAUAUCGAUCGACGGCAAGAGUAUCAAAAGCUUAAAGAAAAAAGGUUGCUGUUCCCCGUCGUGAUUAUGCACCCAGCGGACAUAAAAAUAUUCCACCAACUCGUUUACCUAAGAAAAAACUAUAAUACGUUUAAAACGAAAAUUUGUUUAAGAAAACAAUAAAGAAAACAUUUUAUCAAUACAAUAUGUAUGUAUAGGUAUAUAUUCCGAUGUUACAUUUAUACAUUUGUUAUUAUAUCGUGCAAUGUAUUCCACCGUUGCCGGCGUAUCUCACACAUAAGUAAUAUUACAAUAUCGUA
Molecule: messenger RNA, 1285 nt
Organism: Rhopalosiphum maidis (corn leaf aphid)
Lineage: Eukaryota; Metazoa; Arthropoda; Insecta; Hemiptera; Aphididae
Exons: 7
Coding region: 100-1050 (316 amino acids)
Source: RefSeq, a predicted model, not a curated record